Messenger RNA from Acaulospora morrowiae, 609 nucleotides. Lineage: Eukaryota; Fungi; Glomeromycota; Glomeromycetes; Diversisporales; Acaulosporaceae. The record is from the annotation of a GenBank genome assembly.
AUGAAGUCCGCAACGACGACGACAACAUAUACAACCUCUCGCAAAGAUUCUAUCCCAAGACUUAUCUUAAACACAUCGUAUCCCAAUGUUACCACCACCACAAAAUCACAGGCAAUGGCCACCACAUCGAUUACUCUGACUUCUUCUCCCGUAACGACCACGGGUUCUUUCUAUCUACCAUCGACACCACAGAAACAAAGUAAAAAAAGUCGCAUCAUUCAAAAGCAUCUGCGAAAACCCCCGGCAUUUGAUACCUACCUCCGAGCCACCGAACCGGUGAACGUCAACGGCUAUUACAGUCCUUCCAAGCGUUCUAGUUCACUUUCCUCUUCUUGCUCUUCAACCUCCUCAGAAGAUAACAGUCGCUACCCAAAUUUCACCAGCGAAGAAAUGAUGUACGCGAAGAAGGCCGUCAGCAACCAACCUCGUUCGCGACGUUCGUCUUCGAUCACCAAGUUUGUUAGAUUCGCAGAUUUUAAUGAUGGAAGCAGCAUCACCGACUCCUCAAGCGGGAGCAACAGCGCGGAUGAUUGGGAUCCACUGGAGACCGAUGAAGAGGAAGAGGAGGAAUUCUUCUUCAUGACACCCCGAUAUCCCGCACCGCAGUAA